Molecule: messenger RNA, 2007 nt
Organism: Triticum turgidum subsp. durum (durum wheat)
Lineage: Eukaryota; Viridiplantae; Streptophyta; Magnoliopsida; Poales; Poaceae
Source: the annotation of a GenBank genome assembly
AUGGCGAUGCCCACUGCUCUCAAGGCCUUAACUUUCUUGUUUGUGCUUGCAGUUCUUGCACCAGAUCAGUCAGAAGGGCGCCAUCAUCAUCCUGAUUGUCCUUCUUUCUCGUGCGGCCCUUUCAGAAACAUAUCGUCUCCAUUUCGUCAGGCAAGUGAUCCACCUGGGUGCGGCUAUCAAUCUUAUGAGCUGGUUUGCGGUGAUACAAAGGCUACAAUUCACAUCGACAACGUGACAUACAAUGUCUCUGCCAUCAACGACAGUGGUUCUUACUUCUGGGUAGUCGAUGCGGACAUGGAUUUGUACAGCAGCUGCCCUCUACCUCGGUGGAAUCGGCCUCCCUCUAAAUACCAUGACGGCAUGGAAGUCGAAUUGGAACCCCGUUCAAGUAGUCAGGCUUGCUUUCUUAAAUGCUCUCGGGAAGUAAAGGACAAUGGUAUGUACAUGCCUGUUGCUUGCCUUAGCACCAAUGAUACUUAUGUUUACGUGUUAACUGGUUAUGGAUCUAUGUCAAUGAAGUAUCUCGAGCCUUCUUGUGGGUACUUGGCCAUGAUUCCUCGGCCUUGGGACAGUUCAGUGCCUUGGUACUAUGCGCAGCUAGAAAAUGCAAGUUAUGUAGAUGUUGUGAAAUCCAUGAGGAUUGGAUUUGCCAUUAAAUUCCCUUUCAGAUAUGAUAGGAUGAGCAGAAGCAUCAAGGAGUGCCUAAUACUCCAGUUUCGCGACUUCUCGCAAGAGUGUAGUGAAGGCGUCAUGAGUUGUCUUCUGCAAAUUCUUUUGGUCGAUGGAAAUUUCUGGUACUGCUUAGUGUAUGCAACUGGAUUUGGUGUUUAUGCCUCAUCAAUCAUACCAUCCGUCUUCUGGUUUGUCAAGUGCAUUGCUGUGUUAUGCAGGUUUGUGUUGGCACCACCGGCUGUGUUGAUCUUCCUUGCCCACAAGUAUUGGAAAACGAGGAUCACAAUCGAUGUUGUCGAGAAGUUCCUCCGAAUGCAACAAAUGGUAGGUCCAAUUAGGUAUGCCUACACUGACAUCACAGCAAUUACAAGCCAUUUUAGAGAUAAGCUGGGUCAGGGAGGCUACGGGUCUGUGUUCAAGGGCGUGCUAUUGCCGGGCAAUGUUCAUGUUGCUGUCAAGAUGCUAGUGAGCAGCACCAACCGUAAUGGAGAAGAUUUUAUCAAUGAAGUUUCAACCAUUGGGAGGAUUCACCAUGUUAAUGUGGUGCGUUUAGUGGGUUUCUGCCCAGAGGAAAUGAGACAAGCGCUCGUCUACGAGUACAUGCCUCGAGGUUCUCUGGACAAGUAUAUCUUCUCAUCCGAGAAGAGUUUCUCCUGGGACAAGCUCACCGAGAUAGCUUUGGGCAUUGCCAGGGGGAUUGACUACCUGCAUCAGGGGUGUGAGAUGCAGAUUCUGCACUUUGACAUCAAGCCCCACAACAUCCUUCUGGACAGCAAUUUCAUCCCAAAAGUUGCUGAUUUCGGGCUCGCCAAACUAUACCCAAGGGACAACUGUUUUGUGCCAUCAAGAGCCCUACGGGAAACUAUUGGGUACAUAGCUCCUGAGAUGAUAUCACGGAGCUUUGGUGUCAUAUCGAGCAAGUCUGAUGUUUACAGCUUCGGAAUGCUGCUGCUGGAGAUGGCUGGAGGAAGAAGGAACGCCGAUCCAAAUGCACCAAACUCAAGCCAAGCAUACUACCCGUUAUGGGUGUAUGACAGACUAACUGAACAAGAAGUGUGUGAGAUAUCUCCCGUUGCUGACAUGCACGAGUUGGAGAGGAAGCUAUGCAUCGUUGGACUAUGGUGCAUCCAGAUGAAGUCGCAUGAUAGGCCAACAAUGAGCGAGGUCAUAGAGAUGCUGGAAGGUGGCUUCGAUGGCCUGCAGAUGCCUUCGAGGCCAUUCUUCUGUGAUGAUGAGCACACCGCUGUUCCAGAUUCUUACCCUUUGUUAUCCGAGCUGACCGAUAUCUCGGAGGAGGAUGAGAUCUUGGAUUCUUAUGUUUCCCAGGUCCUGUGA